Ricinus communis (castor bean) is the source of this 2055-nucleotide messenger RNA. RefSeq lists its product as uncharacterized. The transcript is spliced from 3 exons. Bases 267 to 1781 code for a protein of 504 amino acids. Gene Ontology annotation, molecular function: acetylglucosaminyltransferase activity. NCBI's taxonomy places the organism in Eukaryota, Viridiplantae, Streptophyta, Magnoliopsida, Malpighiales, Euphorbiaceae. The record is from RefSeq and is a predicted model, not a curated record.
GCCAAAUCCUUUCUUUCUCUAUUAUAUAUAUUUUUUUAAAUAAAGCCUAGUGUUUUUUUCAUUUAUUAUAUCUCUCAAUUCCAAACUAUACAACAAAACAUGCCAAUGAGCUAAACUGGCAUCUUCUUAUUUAAAAAGGGACAUCGUGGCGAGAAAAACUAGAGAAUUAGAAUUUCAUAAUCCUCUUUUAUAAAAUUCCAUUUCAAUUCUAUCAUUUUUUCCUUUCCUUUAAUUAUCAAAGAAAAAGGAAAAGAAAAAAAGAAGAUAUGUCAUCUCCUCAAGACACAAUUCAUGACCCUUUCAAGGCUUGGAAAUUCUUGGUUUUUCCCAUAAUCAGAACGAGUGAUAUCUUUUCCUUUCUUGUAAAAACAGUUCUUCUUCUUUGCACUCUUCUUUCAAUCUUUCUUGUUUUCUCUUCUGCUUUCUCUAACCAAUUUCAAUGGCUUUCUUGUCCUGGAUGCGAUAGAAUUUCACUCGCUGGUCACCAUAAAUUAACUAGAAGUAAUUUCUCCAGUGAUAGUCAUCGAGUAACAAACGUAUCCCAUAUUUUAUUUGGCAUUGGUGGCUCGGCAAAGACAUGGAAUGACCGUCGCCACUACUGUGAGCUAUGGUGGAGACCUAAUAUUACUCGAGGUUUUGUCUGGCUCGAAGAGAAGCCUCCAGAGACGGAUGUCUGGCCAGUAACCUCGCCACCGUAUAAAGUGUCGGAAGACACCUCUAUUUUCAAGUACACCUGCGGGUAUGGUUCUCGUUCCGCUUUGCGUAUUGCACGCAUUGUUAAAGAGAGUUUUGAGCUGGGACUGGACAAUGUGAGGUGGUUUGUGAUGGGAGAUGAUGAUACUGUGUUUUUCAUAGAUAAUUUAGUGAGCGUAUUGGGUAAAUAUGACCAUAAUCAGAUGUAUUAUAUUGGUGGAAAUUCGGAGAGCGUUGAGCAAGAUGUUAUACAUUCUUAUAAUAUGGCUUAUGGUGGUGGUGGUUUUGCAAUUAGUUAUCCUUUAGCAAAAGAACUUGUUAGGAUUUUGGAUGGUUGCAUUAAUCGAUACCAUUCAUUUUACGGCUCUGAUCAGAAAGUUCAAGCUUGCAUUAGUGAGAUUGGAGUUCCUUUAACCGAAGAGCUUGGUUUCCACCAGGUUGAUAUUAGAGGAAACCCUUAUGGUUUACUAGCUGCGCACCCAUUGGCUCCAUUAGUCUCACUCCACCACCUGGACUAUGUGCAACCAAUAUUUCCAGGCAUGAACCAGAUUGACUCACUUCAUAAGCUAGUUAAACCAUAUGAAAUAGAUCCGGGUCGGACACUACAACAAAGUUUCUGUCACGAUUUGAACCAUAGUUGGUCGGUAUCAGUAUCCUGGGGUUACACCAUACAACUAUACCCAUCACUGAUUACAGCAAAGCAGCUAGAAACAACAUUCUUAACAUUUCAAACAUGGAGGAGUUGGAGCCAUGAUCCAUUCACAUUCAACACCCAACCCUUGAGUGAAGAUCCGUGUGAGAGACCGGUUGUGUAUUUCUUGGACGGAAUUGAGAGUGUUGGGCAGGGUCAAACCUUGACUAGGUAUAAAAGACACGUGGAGGAGUCAUAUAGAAGUUGCGACCGACCCGAGUAUGCCGGACUUCAAGCCGUCCAGUUUGUUAAUGUGACAACAGCUUCCACAUUGAAUCAUGACAUUUGGAAUAUGGCGCCACGUAGACAGUGCUGCGACAUAAUCAACGGCCAAAAAGAGGUGGUAGAGGUCAACAUUAGAGGCUGCAAUCAAUUUGAAUCCGUGACACCUCCAUAGAACAUUUAUUUGCCUAUAUGUCUUUUGUGAGGAACACGUUGGCUUUCGAGCUAAUUUUGUUGAGUUCUUUCUUUCUUUCUUUCAUCUUAAUUGGCCUACUGCGACUUUGGUUAUUUGCUGCCCAACUAGCUAGCCAACUUGCCUUGUAAAUAUUCUUACUCAUAAAUUUUGUACUUUACUUUUUCUUAAUCUUCUUCUAUAAUUAAUUUGGUAUUAAUUUCUACUAUAUGAUAAGAGAAAUUAUAUCAUGAACCAGACAUUUUAUAUCAGCAUC